This is a messenger RNA of Talaromyces amestolkiae, 1161 nucleotides long. RefSeq lists its product as uncharacterized. Lineage: Eukaryota; Fungi; Ascomycota; Eurotiomycetes; Eurotiales; Trichocomaceae. Gene Ontology annotation, molecular function: oxidoreductase activity. The transcript has 3 exons. The coding region runs from base 1 to 1161 and encodes 386 amino acids. The record is from RefSeq and is a predicted model, not a curated record.
AUGGCUACUUUCAGACUCUUUUCAGUACUCUUAUUGAGCAUUGCUAGUCUGGUGCUUGCAGCUCCUGUUGCUGUCGAGACUGACUACGAUGUGAUCGUUAUAGGAGGUGGCCCUGCCGGCCUGAGUGCUACGAGCGGUCUCUCCAGAGUGCAGAGGAGGACAUUGAUGUUAGACUCGGGCAUCUAUCGCAAUGAUCCUACAAGACAUAUGCACGACGUGAUCGGAAAUGAUGGCACUGUUCCGGCGGUCUUUAGAGCCCUCGCUCGGGACCAAAUCUCGCGAUACAAUGCAACCACCACCAUGCGCAAUGCAACUGUCACAUCUCUGGAGUCCAUCAACAACGGGUCGUACUACAGAGCGGCCGACUCCGACGGCGAGGAAUAUACCGCUCGCAGGAUUGUCCUGGGUACUGGAAUGAAAGAUAUACUCCCCAUUACUCCCGGCGUUGUUGAGGGAUGGGGUAAGGGUAUUUACUGGUGUCCCUGGUGCGAUGGAUACGAGCACCGUGGUCAGUCAUUUGGCAUACUGGGUAAUCUGAGCGAUGUCAUGGGCAGCGUGAUCGAAGUCUGGACUCUGAAUCAGGACAUCAUUGCUUUCGUCAAUGGCACGAACACCCCCGAACAACAAGCAGCACUAGCCGCCAAAUACCCCAACUGGGAGGCGCAGUUGCAAGCAUACAAUGUGACGAUCAACAACGAGACUAUUGUAUCUAUUGACCGUCUUCAGGAUGGCAGUACGAACAAUGACCCCGCUCAAGACUUGGAAUUUGACCUUUUCCGUGUCAAUCUUACAGAUGGUUCCAGCAUUGAGCGGGCAGCCUUUAUCACGAACUUUCCAGACGACCAGCAAUCCACGCUACCAAGAGCUCUUAAUCUGACAAUGGACGGAACGAAGAUCAAAGUCGGAACAAACAUGAAAUCUAGCGACAACGGCAUUUACGCCAUUGGGGAUGCUAAUAAUGACGGAGCGACUAAUGUGCCGCAUGCCAUGUUUAGCGGAAAGCGCGCUGCGGUCUAUAUCCACGUCGAACUCGGUCGCAUAGAUUCACUGGCAGCCAUUGGGAAGAGAGGGUUGUCUGCAAGGGAGCUUGAGGAGGAGGCAAAUCAGCUUAUUGGCGAUGACUUGGAGCAUCUAUGGAAAAGAGCUCAGGAAAGCGUCUAG